ACCGCUCCGAGCCCCUCUCCGUAGGGCUAUCGUUGGGGACGUUGAGGCAGCGGCAGCUUUGCGUCCAGAACUCCAGAUGGAGGCGACCCGGAGCCCCCGGCCAGCGGUCUGUUGUAAGCCCGGCGGGCGGCUGGACAUGAGCCACGGCUUCGUGCACCAUAUUCGACGGAACCAGAUCGCUCGGGACGACUACGAUAAGAAGGUGAAGCAGGCGGCCAAGGAGAAAACCAGGAAGCGGCACACGCCCGCGCCCACAAGACCCCGCAAGCCGGACCUACAGGUGUAUCUGCCGCGCCGCCGAGAUAGCUCUGCAGCAGCUUCAGUCAACCCAGACUGUGAGGAGUCCGGUGAAAGCAGCAGUAGUGGUGGCUCCGAGCCAGAACCUUCGCGCUGUCAGCUCUUCUGCUUAGAAUAUGAGGCGGACAGUGGAGAGGUCACAUCGGUUAUCGUGUAUCAGGAUGAUGACCCAGCAAGGGUCAGUGAGGAGGUGUCGGCACACACGCCUCUGGAUACACCCAUGCGAGAGGCCCUCAAGUUGCGUAUCCAGGAGGAGAUGAAAAAGCGCCAGAGCCGACGCUAACUAGGUGGAAGGUGUGCUUUCCAGGUUGGAAUUACUACUUGAGGAAGACUUCUGCCCAGGGAGAUCACUUCCAGUUUGGAGGUGGCAGGGCCAGUCUGUUUGAUCUUGAGACCCAACCCCUGCUACUUCCACAAGGGUGUUGCAGGAUUAUACCUUGCCCACCUUACAUGUUGACACAGUUGCCUGCUCUAACAUCCUGGAAUCGUUUGAAAAUUUUGUGUGGCUAACUUGUUGUGGAAGCGGAGAGCUAGGGGAGCCAGGGUUUAUGAAGCCUUUUAGCAGCAUGCUGCUUGCUGUCUACUGAGGCCAUAUGCCUGGUCAUUCCGUGAGCUGUGUUAUUUUAUGGUUCUUUUUCAUGUUUUUGUUCACUUCCUGUCAUCAUGUCCUAGAUUGUUUUUUUCUCUUCCCCUUUCCCUCUUUUUGUUUCCAGUAGAAUUGACCCCUUCUCCCCUUCCCUUCAACAAGACUGUGCAGCUCCACUGCUCAGGUAUUCGGAGAUGAGAGGGUCCUGGAGAUUUGCCAUUUCUAGCAAGUUUUCCAAAUGGUUCUGAUACCAGUGCAGCAGGAGACAGACCUAGGUUUCUGAGGCCUCCUUGGAGGAGGGUCUCCUCCGUCCAUGGCUUUUCUUGGUUGCUUGCAAUCUAUAUUGCCUCAGUAAGGUCUUGGGCUUAGUCUAUAAGGAUUUCUUGCAGUUAAACCUGCCUUGGCUAGGGCUACAAAAUUCUAGCUUUUGAUCUCAUCACCAAGUAUAAACUCUCUGUUCAGGCUAAAGGGAAACCAAAACAACCUUAAAACUGGCUCUCCAAUUGUGUCUUAACAGUCUUAAACAUAUAUUUGAAGUGAAAUUCAACAUUAAUAAUAAUUUUAUGUUUGGAGCCUUAAUUUUAAGAAAAUUCCUAAAUAACGCAUGCCCUCCAGCCAGACCUGGUGGUACACACCUAUAAUCUCAACACCCAAGAGGCUGAGCCAGAAAGAUCACCGUGAGUUCAAGCCCAGUGUGGAUUACAUAGUGGGCUCAAGGCCAACCUGGACUAUAUAGUGAGACCCUAUCUCAGGGGAAAAAAAAAAAACCCUAGGAGGUAAAGUAAUUUCCCUUUUGUCUACUCCAUGUUUUCUCCUUUGCUACUUCUCAGCAGUAUGUAAAUGCUUAAAGAUAUUUAAAGUAUCCCAACAUUAGUAAUGCUGUUAACUACAGAAUUUUAAAAGAAAUAGUGCUAAGGUCCUCCAAGAAACCCAGGUCCUCUUGUCUGGGAGGCAUCUCUACCAAUGGGCAAAGCCCCUAGCCUCUAGGAAACAUUUUUUUCUUUUUUUUAACACAGGGCUUUUAAGAAGGCUGUGGAUAUAGCACAGUGGUAGAGCACAUAGCUAGCAUAUAGAAAAAAAGGGUUAAGCUAAGGUCUAAAGUCCACAGGACAUCCUGUGCAGCAAAGUGUUUGUUCUCCAGCAAAUCAGCUUACCCUCAGUAACUUACAGUGUUGAGUAUACAUGAGCUUGUGAGCUCUAAGACUUAGUGAAAGCAAAAUCCCCUAACCCAGGGGUUCCUGUACAUCAGGGUCUAAAGAACAGUCUGUUUCAUCUCAGCAGCUUUUAUUUUAAAGAACACCUGGGGGCACUGUUGGUUCGUGUCCUCACCCUUGGAAACCAGCCCCCUCAGAAAUGGGGCAAGGCAGCUACUUCAGCCACACCGUUAAGACUUUAAGCACUGUGAACCACAGUGUGCAGUGCCCGAGGAAUGCUGGGACAGUGAGUGAGGUGGCAGUGAGUUAGAAGGGCCUGGUUACAAAGGUGGCCAGGGACCAGAAAGCUCCAGAGCCACAGUGUUGGCCUAUGGUAAGUGCCUUCAACUUGCUGCUGCCCAGGGCUCAGUUCUGUUUUCAGAAGAGAAAAUCAUUGCCUUCUACUUACACAACUGUGCAAGAAGUGCCUUUGGAUUUACAGUGUUAACUGUUCUCCGUAACCUCUGGGCCAAACCCUAACCCUCUUCCUGCAGAUUAGGGGCCCAGUUAUUUUAGUCUUCCAGCUCUUCAACAGAUUUUAUGACUUGCAACAUAGAAUUUCCCUGGAACUUUGAUUUCUUAGUCUGGAAAUACUUUUGGGGUCUGUCUUCUCACAACUCAAAUCAUCUAUUUCCUGGUUUUAUUAUUAAAACCUAGAAAAGACCUGAAAAGUACCUCAUGGAUACCUGCAGCUUUAGCCUCCAUUCCUGUCUCUUGGAAAGGGCAAGGUAUUAUGUACCUGUUGUGUACUUUAUGUAUCCAUCAUGUAAUCCUUACAAAGCCUACUCCAGUACUUAUGGAAACUCUUUGCUCUUAACCUUUUUUCCUUGAGGUAUUUUGCUUGUCAAAUACAAAUACAAUAUUUUUUGCCCAAGAGAGCACUGUAAUUCUUACCUAAGUAUGCAGUAUACAGUCCAGCUAAUUCACUAGACUUGCCACCAAACAUCUUUGCCAGUUUCAAAAACAUAUUUUGCCAUCAAUGAGCACGUUUCUUAGAGGCUGUAGAGAUGAGCAGUGGCAGCAGCCUUGGGUUAACUGGAACUUUCCAACAGGCUGAUUUAGAAUCAGACAUUCAUUUGCCUCUAUGUUCUGGGCUAUCUUUUAAAAAGUUCAUCUCACUCAACAAGGAGUGCUGGUCCCUUAACUGAAAGUAAGCCUGGAUCCUAAAGCUUUGUGUUUUGUGAGCCACAGUAAAGGAAGCUGGUGCACAGAGGCUUUGGGCCAGGCUUGCUGGAGCACCCCUGCGCUCGGGAGGCUGACGCAGGAGAAUCACCACAAGUUAAGGCCAGGCUGGGCUACAUAGGCGAGGCCAGCCUCUACUACAUAGGAAGAACCUAUCUCAAAAAAAAAGGAAUAAGCACAGAUUACUCUCCUACCUGUCAGCCCUUUGGAAUAACCACCAGGAAUGUUGACAGUUAUUUGAAACAUUGUACCUCCUUUAGAUCCCUGCCCCCUGUCUGAGAAAUCACAUAGCCAUAGGCACCCAUCCCACCUCUUCCUAGAAGUUGGAGUGAUACUAGAAAUCAGAACUUCUUGAGUGAAUGGCUCCUUUGCCUGGUCAGAGCUAACACAACAGGAAUCCGGUGGUACUGGCUGCGUUGUGGUGCUAAACAUUAAAAAGCCAUACAUUUUGCUUUCUUGUUUCAUAUUCUGCUGUGUGUGGAUGAGUAAAAUGAAUGUGCAAAUUACUUGAAAAUCCAGAAGGGUAUUUUUCAGAUACAGUAUUUUUUGGUAACCAAUAAACUAUUUUUACAGCA
Molecule: messenger RNA, 3833 nt
Organism: Cavia porcellus (domestic guinea pig)
Lineage: Eukaryota; Metazoa; Chordata; Mammalia; Rodentia; Caviidae
Gene: CUNH2orf68
Product: chromosome unknown C2orf68 homolog
Exons: 4
Coding region: 77-580 (167 amino acids)
Source: RefSeq, a predicted model, not a curated record